AGUUAAUGUAUUUUAUAGAACUGGCAAUACUUUUUAUAUCGACAUAGGACGCCAGAAGAGAAUAUUCAAGAAAAAAUUUAAUUCAGUUUGUUUUCACCUGGUUUCGAAAGACUCUGACUUCGAAGAUGAGUUGCCCUUUCAAUGAUGAGCAAUUAAUGCAGUUGCAAGUAUUUAUUGAGUUAUGUAAAACUCAACCACAAAUUAUACAUCAUCCGAGGCUAUCGUUUUUCAAAGAUUACCUAGUAUCGCUUGGAGUUACACUUCCGACGGCUACUUUUGGCACCAAGCACUUCACUCCUUCCGGGGAUGGGGGUCAAAAUGAAGCGGGAGAAAAAGCCCAGACCUCAUCAGAAGAAGAAACUGAGCCGGAAUCAGAUGUGGAACUUGAUAUGGAUGGUGUAGUAGAAGGUGAUACAAUUGGCAAUGAUCAAUUGAUGGGUGAUUGUGACAAAGAACCAUCUGAUGAAGACCGUGAUCAGUCUGAUGAGAAGCGUUCAGAAGCGAUGCGAGCCUUCUCCGACCAACAGUUUGAGGAAGCUAUCAAGUUGUAUACUGAAGCCAUUCAACUUAAUCCGCAGAGCGCUUUAUUGUUCGCUAAGAGAGGACAGGUGUAUUUAAAACUGAACAAGCCAAAUGCUUGCAUUAACGACUGCACCCGAGCUCUGGAGUUGAAUUGUGACAGUGCUGCUGCUUAUAAAUUCAGAGGACGUGCUUACAGGUUGCUGGGCAAAUUCGAAGAAGCUUCCCAUGACCUGUGUGAAUCUCUCAAGAUUGAUUACGAUGAUCAAACCAAUGAAUGGUUGAAUGAUGUCAAGCCUAAUGCUGAAAAGCUGCGUCAACAUAAACUCAGUGUUCAGCGCAAAAAGGAGGAGAAAGAGCACCGUGAGAAGUUGCGUAGAGUUCGCAAGGCUCAAGAGGCCAGGUCUAAGGCGGCGAAGGCACAAGCGCAGGCCAACGCUCAGUCCGCUCCUACCGGUGGCAUGCCCGGUGGCAUGGGGGGUGGCAUGCCCGGAGCCGGCCCAUUCCCCCAGGGCUUCGCCGCUAACGACCUAGGCAGCCUUUUGAUGGAUCCCGAAAUUAUCACUGCAUUCCAGGAUCCCGAAGUGAUGGCUGCAUUCCAAGAUUUAUCUACAAAUCCAGCUAACUUCGCUAAGUACCAGAGUAACCCGAAGAUAGCUGCGGCCAUUCAGAAACUGCAAACUAAACUUGGAAAAGGUGGUUCCAUGCCAUUUGGUGGUGCAGCUUUUGGAAAAGGAGCCACUGAUGAUGAUGUUGGUCUCGACUGAGAAUUGAAAAUUACCUUUAAAAUUGACGAAAAUAUUUAUCAUUACUUCUUUUAGAUUAGCUAUUCACUUUUACCAGUUGUGCAAAAUUUAUUACAUAUAAAUUAAGGAGUGCCCUUAAAAUGCAUUUAUGUGAAAUGAGGUCGGUGGAGGGAAUGGUGCCUAAAGUUUGCUCAUAUUUAUAAUUAUAUAGUAAAGUAAAUACAGAAAAUAUUACAUUCAUGUAAAUAAUGUAACUCAAAAAUUAUCAUCACAGUUCCUAAAAUUUGAUUUGCGAAAUAUGCUUUUAAUUAUGCUGUGAAAAAAAAAAUGUUUUCGUCCAAUAAUACUACUUGUAGAUUUUCAUUGAUUUAAUUGUUUUAGCCAUAUUAAAUCUUUAGUGUGCAAUUCAGUGCAAUUUUAAUGGAGUAUUUUUGUGUUUUUAAUCCAUAGACAGGCACUUGCCAUGGGUAUAGAAAAACUUAAACAUUGUUUUUGUAUAAACUGACAUAAAAUGCUUUUGAAAAAAAAGUCGACAGUGGGAACCAAAGAGUAUAGGAAGAAAUACUCUAGUCAAAAAAAAAUCUGUGUCAUAAUAAUAUUUUAUAAAUUACAAUAUAAAUUUUAUUAAGUCAUGAAUUUGGUGCUACACUAUGCGAAAAGUAUCUUGUCUUAUAACUUGGACUUUACAUGUGCCUGUUUAUGUAUUAAUUAACGGCAAUAAUUAUUAUGUAAAAAGAAUGUGUUCUAUGAAAUAAAUAAUUUUCAAGUUUUAUCUUAAUUGGUAUUAAAUUUUUUCUUUACCAAAAAGGCUGAAGGAUUCUUGAUGUCACUUAAUUUAAGAGUUUAUUAAUGCUUUUAGUAGUUUUUUUUACUAAUUUUCAUUUAAAUUUUAGUCAUAUAACGAUUUUUCUUUAUAUAAAUCAUACAUUUGUGUACUGGCUGACCAUACUUAUAAAUUUUAUUUUUAACAGUUAAUAAAAGUAAUUUAAAAUGUAAA
Molecule: messenger RNA, 2262 nt
Organism: Papilio polytes (common Mormon)
Lineage: Eukaryota; Metazoa; Arthropoda; Insecta; Lepidoptera; Papilionidae
Product: hsc70-interacting protein-like
Exons: 9
Coding region: 126-1286 (386 amino acids)
Molecular function (GO): Hsp70 protein binding; protein dimerization activity
Source: RefSeq, a predicted model, not a curated record